Trypanosoma rangeli is the source of this 1563-nucleotide messenger RNA. RefSeq lists its product as uncharacterized. Gene Ontology annotation, cellular component: COP9 signalosome. The record is from RefSeq and is a predicted model, not a curated record. The coding region runs from base 1 to 1563 and encodes 520 amino acids. The transcript has a single exon. NCBI's taxonomy places the organism in Eukaryota, Euglenozoa, Kinetoplastea, Trypanosomatida, Trypanosomatidae.
AUGGAGCUUUCUAUCGGACUUCUUGUUGAAAGCGCUCCAAAGCAGCAACGUUACAAUCGUGUGACGCACAUUCUCUUUGGUCUUGAUGCGAACGUGCAACUUUGCCCAGACACGCGCCGUCGGUUUUUGUCGGCUGCAGUGGAGUACCUUACGAGUGGCUUUAGUGUAUGUGAGAUUGAUCAGUUUCGUCGUUCCUGUGAGGAGCAUCCUGAUUGGCCUGCGGAGGAUUGUGUGAUUUCUGCAGCGCAAGAAGCUUCGGUAUGUGCACGUGCAGAAGCUGUCUUGCAGUCUGCCGCAUCGUGCGUGGAAUUGCCAUUUAUCGAGGAUGUUGUUGGUGAAUCGCAUCAAACUCCUUUGGUGACAAUGAAACGAGGCCGUUUAGAAUCGAAAGAACUACGUGAAGUACGUGAUCAGAUGCGGGUGGUGGAAGCUUACGCGGAUCUGCGUGACUACGGGGCAAUGAGUAAGGCCAUGAGUCGUCUUUCAGUAUUGGCCUCAUCCCUGCAUCAAGCAAGUGUUAUUUUGAAUCGGGUGGAAUCCGUCCUUGUUCAGUUGGAGGUUAUCCGGCGCAGCGUGGAGCUUUGGCUGGGUGCAGGUAAUCUGGAGGCGGUCCGGGGCCUUGUUGGGACCGCUACAGCCACCCUUAUGACACAAGCUGCGGAGUACCUCUUGCAGGUACAGGGUUGUGGUCCAUCGCCUUUGGCACCACAGCAGCGAAGCGUGGAGAAUAUGAUUUCUGAAAUGGAGGAGUACAUGCUUUUUUUCUCAAUUGCGCGAAGUUUAUGUAUGUUUGUGGAUCAAAAUUUUUACGGUUUUGCUUGCGUCUUCACAGAGAAAGGCCUACGAGUCGCGGGGUGGUCCCCUGCCGUUGAGGAGUUCAACAAAAAAAGGAAUCAUUUGCAAGUUGCCGCGUCUAUCGGCGGUGCCGUUAACGCCCUUGGGCCCUUCUCGGGAGGUCACAAUCUGCGACAACUUGUCGAGGCGUCGAUUACUUCAGGGCCACAGUUGGGGGUGAUGGUGUUAUUUUCUGCCAUUGCGGCGUUGCCACGCGCGGAGGCACUCGAGUUGGUUACCCGAAUGGACAUUAUGUCUCUUUGGGAGGAUGUGCCUGACGCCAGUGCACUCGUUCAGGCCUUACAACUAGCCAAAUGGGGAGUAUUUUUCGAUGUUGCCUCCGUGCUGAACUUUUCAUUUUUAAAAACCGAUAUUUUUGCUUGCAAGCAUAGUGAGGUUCUCCACCGUUUGGUCGUACAGUCAGUCGUCUUGGGAUACGCCAAUGCGUUUUUACGUCUUGACAUGAGGAAGGCGGCGGUUCAGUUGUCUAUCCCACUUGGAGAAUUACAAGAGGUCUUGCGUGAGCUUAUUCUAGAAGGGCGUCUUCAGGCGAGGAUGGAUCUCGUGUCUUUGGUGUUAACAAGUGUCAAGUUCAAUAGGGACAUCGACAGCUAUUCUCCACACUCCUUAGCUCUUUUGGACUGUAUUCGUCGGAGCGACAUGGCUAUGACAGAUAUUGAGCAGUCGCUUCGUCUUUUGUCAAUGCAUCGAAAUCAUGCGUGGCAUUGA